This is a messenger RNA of Prorocentrum cordatum, 372 nucleotides long. Lineage: Eukaryota; Dinophyceae; Prorocentrales; Prorocentraceae. The record is from the annotation of a GenBank genome assembly.
AUGGCAAAGCGCGCCGUCUACAAUCCGCCGGACUACAUCCUGAACGUCGGGGACAACUUCUACUGGGCCGGCCUCGACCAGCAGUGUGGCAACGUGACCUAUCUCGACGAGGACUCGACUGGGCAGUGGGCGCGGGGCUUCGAGGCCGUCUACAGGGGUCCGAACCUGGAGGACACCCGCGGGCUCCAGCCCAGACCUCCAGCGCUUUGCAGGGCUCAAGACCCGAUGCUGGGCGGGCUCUGGGCGGGCCCCGACUUCUGGUCCUCGGGGGGCCGGCCGCCCCCCGGCCGGCGACGCACCGCAUCGAGCGAGAGGGUCCCCUCGGCGGGGAAGGCCGCGCACAGCAGCGCCGGAGGCUCUCGGACCCUAUAG